This is a messenger RNA of Cadophora gregata, 4930 nucleotides long. RefSeq lists its product as uncharacterized. Lineage: Eukaryota; Fungi; Ascomycota; Leotiomycetes; Helotiales; Ploettnerulaceae. Gene Ontology annotation, biological process: DNA repair; mitotic sister chromatid cohesion. The transcript is spliced from 3 exons. Gene Ontology annotation, cellular component: chromatin; nucleus. Bases 129 to 4700 code for a protein of 1523 amino acids. The record is from RefSeq and is a predicted model, not a curated record.
GACAACACCACAUCCAACCGCCACCUCCUCGAGAACGUCGACCCACCAAACCCCCGACCGCCCAAUUCCUACCACCAUUGCGAUUAUUCCCAUUCUGUCAGUACAGCGACUGGAGUUUUCAAUUCGAAAUGGCCCCGCGCCGCGGAGCGGAAGCUGUGUCUGAGGAGCCAGAACAAGACCUCGUGAGCCUAACCUUCAACGAACCGCUAUCAUGGCGCGCUGGAAAGCCGAUACCCACGGGCGAUCUCUUGAGGAGACUGGAUACUCUAGCAAAUGAGCUGCGGGAAAUGGAUCAGGAGGAGAUAGACAAGGACUCGUUCACCAAGGUCGCGAAGGAGCUUGCGGGGCAGAAUCUCUUGGGACAUAAGGAUAAAGGUGUACGCGCAUUCGCAGCUUGCUGCUUGGUGGAUGUGCUGAAGCUUUGCGCUCCUGAUGCGCCAUUUACACCUACUCAGCUCAAGGAUGUUUUCACGCUCUUCGUUACUUCUAUCCUUCCAGCACUCUCUGACCCGUCCCACGCCUACAAUGCGCAGCACAAGUAUGUCUUGGUUUCACUAGCGGAAGUCAAGAGUAUUGUUCUCCUUUGCGACAUCCAAAACUCCGAUUCCUUGAUCCUCCACCUGUUCAGCUCCUUCUUCGACAUGAUCUCGGGGUCCACGAAAGCGUCAACGGGAGAGUCCAUUGCGAAGGACGUAGAAUACCAUAUGACUCAAAUGCUGGUAACUUUGGUGGAUGAGGCGCAAAGCUUGCCUGCGAAUGUGGUAGAUAUCAUAGUAGCACAGUUCCUACGAGCUGCGACACCAGGAGGCGGCAAGGGGAAGCAGGAGGUGGACGGAAAACAGACGACACUGCUGCCGAAAGAGCUCCCGGAAGCCUACAAUAUGGCCAAAAGCAUUUGCAAUCAUUGUCCAGAGAAGAUGGCUCGUUAUGUUAGUCAAUAUUUCAACGAGGUCAUAUUGGAGGUUUCAACUGGAGCGCCUCCGAAACUCAAUGGACACCGAAGAACUAGUGACGCAGCGGACUCGGAUGACGAAGAUGUGCCUGCUGGACCAACGGAAUCAGAUUUGCAAGAACUUGCCAAGGCGCAUAGACUCUUGCGGGAAUUGUGGAGGGCAUCACCAGCUGUUUUGCAGAAUGUUAUUCCCCAGCUGGAAGCGGAAUUGUCAACAGACAAUGCUCAGUUGAGAACCAUGGCCACCGAAACUCUCGGAGACAUUAUUUCCGGAAUUGGCGCAGCAGGACCACCUCCACCUCCACUCAUGGAUGCAGCUGCUUAUCCUCCAGCGAAGUUGGAAGACUAUUCACAGAAUCCUGUGUCGGACAGCAUUCUUACGACUCCAAUCUCACCCCAAUCAUUUGUCCAAACCCACCCAAGUGUGUACCAGAGCUUUAUGGGCAGAAGAAACGACAAAUCCUCGGCAAUACGAUCUGCUUGGACAACGGCAGUUGGUCGAAUUCUCAUUACUUCCGCUGGAGGUAUUGGUCUGAGUCCACAUGAAGAACAUGCCUUGGUUCAAGGCCUUGGAGAAAAGCUGUGUGAUUCGGACGAGAAGGUCCGUCUUGCGGCAGUCAGAGCCGUGAGCAGAUUCAGCUUCUACGACAUCAUGUCUAAGCUUGCUCCUAAUGGAUCUGUCAAUAAGUCUGGGUCUGUACUCUGUAGUCUUGCUGACCGAGCAAGAGACCGAAAGCACUCUGUUCGGGCCGAGGCCAUGACUGCUCUUGGCAGAAUCUGGGGUGUUGCUGCGGGCGAGAUUGCUCUGGAAAAUGACAGCGUGACAGACGCCUUAGGUGGAAUUCCUACCAAGAUCUUUGAUUCGUUCUAUGUCAAUGAUUUGGAAGUGAAUGUGCUUCUCGACCACGUUAUGUUCGAGCAGCUGAUUCCACUCAGCUACCCACCAGCGAAAAAGGGAAAGGCAGCAAACGGAGACUCGCAGACCCAGAUGAAUGGGGACGGGCCAUUCGAUGCAGACAAGAUCCGUACAGAACGUAUCCUCCUGGUUGUCAAGUCAUUGGAUCAAAAGGCCAAGAAGGCAUUCUACGCUAUGCAAUCUCGGAGGACCACGUAUUCUCAAGUUCUCCAACUCUUUCUCAAGCGAUGCGAGGAGUUCAACGGCGGUGUCGUUGAAGGGGACGCAAAGGAUGUCAAGAACAAACUCGAUACGACUAUUAAGUGGUUUGCAAACCUGCUGCCCGAUCCAAUGAGAACGACACAAGAACUGCACAAGUACGCAAAACUGCAUGACCGAAGAUCCUACCAGCUGCUCCGGUUUGCCAUGGCCCCAGAGAGCGACUUCAACACGGUCUAUAAAGCCAUCAAGGAAUUCCAAAAACGUAUCAACGCUGCACCAAAUGCACCAGCUGGCCUCCUUGAUACUCUCAUCCCAAUUAUCUACCGCUCAGCGUCUCUUGUUUACAAUCGAAGUCAUCAACCAGUCAUUCUACAAUAUGGUCGGACUGAUGAGAAUGGAUUGGCUGCAACAGCACGCAGUGUAAUGAAAGAGAUUUCAGACAAGCACCCCGAAAUUUUCAAGGCUAGCGUCAAGGAACUUUGCAAGUCUUUGGAAGAACAGGCCCCAUCGAAAACACGGGUCAAUGAUGCGGGAAGCGUUGAUACUCUGAAAGCUCUGGCUUCUUUCGCCAAGGAAUCGAAGAAGGAGGGGAAAAGCGAGAUCAAUCCAACUGCAAAGUUUACCCAGACUUUGAUCAAUUUCGCGCUGUACGGAACACCUGCAAAGGUAGCAAAGUACGCCGUCACCAUUCUGCAUUCAAUCGAACCGGCAAGAAAAGAGAUGCACAUGAAAGAUCUGGUUGACAAAGCUCUGGAUAGCUGGACGUAUGGCGAGGAUCACUUCUUGACAAGAAUUGCUGCCGUCUCUCAAUUGCACCUCCUCGAUCCAAAGCUCCUGGAGGAUCUGAAUGACCAGAUCAUCGAUAUCACCACUCAACAAAUCCUCUUGAAGACUCGAACUCCGAAAACAGACGAUGAUCCACAGUGGCAAUCUGAUGAAGAUAUGGACGAGGAAUGCCAGGCGAAAAGCUGGGCCAUUAAAGUUCUGGUCAAUCGCCUUCGAACGACUGAGGACCCUGAAAUCGCGAAGAACAUUGCCGUUCCUGUCUACAAGCUUUUGAACAAAUUGAUUGUCAAGAAGGGAGAGUUAUCAAAACAAAAUGAUACCCCAGCACACCACAGAUCGCGCCUUCGCCUGCUUGCAGCACAACAGAUGUUGAAGCUGUGUAAGAUCAAGAUAUUUGAUGAACUUCUCUCACCUGUGGAAUUUAACCAACUUGCGCUUAUCGCCCAGGACUCUUUGGCGAACGUUCGUUCCGGAUUUGUCGAGAAACUGCAGAAAUACAUUGUGAAGGGCAAGUACCCACCCAGGUUCACAACGAUCAUGUUCAUUACUGCUUUCGAACCAGUCCUUGAUUUCAAGAACUCCAUCAUGACUUGGAUCCGUUCCCGAGUCAAACUGUGUCGCGAUACGAAGAGCACGAUCUUCGAACAGCUGUUUCCCCGACUGCUUCAUCUUCUGGCACAUCAUCCCGACUUCAGCACGGAACCUUCGGAAUUGGCCGACAUUGGCAAAUACAUCAUCUACUACUUGUCCACUGUCGCAUCAGAACCCAGUCUAGCUUUGACAUACAAGUACGCGGAACGUGUCAAGCAAGCGCGAGACCUCGUCCCUGGUGAUGAAGACAAUAUUUACAUACUCAGCGAUCUUGCCCAGACACUGAUCAAGAAAUGGGAAGAAAAGAAGGGCUGGAGCCUGCAGACAUACCCAGGUAAGGUGGGCAUACCUGCUGGACUAUUCGGUGCUCUACCAAGUCAUGCAGUUGCUCAGGAGAUUGCUGAGAAGAAUUACUUGCCUGAGGAUGUGGACAGACUGCUUGAUGGGCUGGUUAGGAAGGCGGAACAGAAGAAGAAACGGAAAUCAGACGACCACGAGGGGCGCCCUGCUAAGAAGGUGAAAACUGAAUCAAAGCCUCGACCAGUCAAAGUUCCAGCUCCAAAGAAAGAGAAAGUGGUUCGUGAGAAGAAGACGCCAAAGCCUAGGAAGUCAAAUGCUGGGGUAUUCAGCACACCAGAUCCUUCAUCAGUCGAUAGGAGGAAGAGUGGCCGUGCUGCUAGUGCACGAAAGAGUUAUGCUGAUCGAGAUGACAGCGAGGAUGAUAAGGAGAUGUGGGAUGGGGUGGCGGAGUGGGAGUACUUGACCAAGGAUGGAUCCGCUGAGCCUCGAAUCGCCCGGCACGAGACCGAUUCUGAGGCAGAAGAUGAAGAUGCGAUGGAAGUGGACGAGGAAGCAGAAGAGGAACCCGAAGAGCCCGAAGAGGAGAAGGAGGCUACUCCAGAACCCGAAGCGGGGGAGGAAGAUUCUCCAGAGCCAGAACCUGAACCUGAGGAAGAAGAAGUCGAACCUACUCCUCCAGCAUCGAACGGCAAACGGACCCUCCCAUCGCGCUCAAGUGGUCGCAAACAAGCAGCCGCUCCUACAUCAUCUGCAGCAGCUACUCCUGUGAAAUCAACAAGGGCAAAAGCAGUCCCCAAAGCCAGAGCGAAACCAAAGGCGAAGAGUCCUGUUGCAGUGAAGGCUGCGGUGAAACCUAAAGGAAAGAUAACUGCGCCGGCUGCGAAAGGAAAGAAAGCUGGGAAAGGAAAGGCAGCGAAGGGAAAAGAUAUUUUUGAUAUGGAUGAGAGUGAUUGAGAGUUGUCUUCACAGUUGUUUACUGAUAAUGGGGAUGAGAGGAGGGAUGUUUGAGUAUCAUAUGGAGGUGGAGGGGCAGAGAUGGAUAUUUGCUACUGGCUAUUGAUACUGGAUGGACCGACUGACUGGGUCUUGAGACAUGGAUAUGAUAUGAUACCAGAGUAAUGACUGCAGUGCUGCUUUGGUUGUAGCGGUGAUGGAGGGAUGGAUGGAUGCACAUGCCUGUAUUG